AUGGCACCGACCUCAAACACCCACGCCCGAUCACACAGCUUGCUGCUGUUGCAGAAGCUGCUCAACCUCCGCGAUGGCGCGAGUCCUCUUACUCUCGUCAUUGAUAACCUUGAGCAGCCUGCGCGACCCAUUCUGAACGAGUUUGUAUCUCGCGCCAAUAUCGCAAAGACACAAGUGAUAUUUUUGUCGUUGACGACGCUCAAGAAGCCCCAGAAUGCAGACAUCUUUAUCAAAGCUGCAGGACGGGAUCUUCAAUCUGUUCGCAAGGAGCUGGUGACUCACUACCCUGCGUUCAACCCGUUGGUUGACAAGGGAAAGCCUACACAGAGAGCCGUCGUGAUCAUCGAUUCUCUUAAUGCACUGGCAGCCGCUGCUCCGCAGUCCCUCGCAAGCUUUUUGUCUAGCAUCAUCACCCCUGCGGUAUCCAUCGUUGCUACGUAUCACGACGACGUGCCCAUUGUGUUGCCUAGGUCAUUCAGCGAGUACGAACCCCAUCCGUUCACAGUAUUGUGCCACCUAGCAACGGCCAUUCUGAGGCUUUCGAGUCUUUAUCAAGAGAUUGAGCGGCAAAAGGCUCGGAACCGCAGUAUCCAGGAACCAGAAUGGGGUCUGAAUGAGGAUCGUGAGGGCGUCCUCGUCGGCCUGGGAGAGAGGGGAAAGGACCAGAACGAGGAAAGCAACGGGGUUGUGGUACACAUGGAACUCCGCCGAAGAAGCGGAAGAACUGUUUCAGAAAAGUUCAUCAUUGUCUCCAAAGAAGCAGCGUCACCUGUACUCGGCAAGGUCUGCUUGCUGACGGACCACCCCAUGUUCACGACAGCGACAGACAGCGGCGAGACGGGUGAAGGCGAAGAGGAGCCUGAGAGCACGUUUAAUCUCGGAUUGACAGAGAAGCAGCGCAAGGACCGUGAGGGUAUCGUACUGCCCUACUUUGAUGCGCAGACAGACAUAGGAGCUGGAGAGGGCGGAAGGAUUCUGUAUGAGAUGGGCAGAGAGGAUGACUUUGAUGAUGAGGAGGAUGAGAUUUGA
Molecule: messenger RNA, 1029 nt
Organism: Fusarium keratoplasticum
Lineage: Eukaryota; Fungi; Ascomycota; Sordariomycetes; Hypocreales; Nectriaceae
Product: Elongator complex protein 5
Exons: 3
Coding region: 1-1029 (342 amino acids)
Biological process (GO): tRNA wobble uridine modification
Cellular component (GO): cytosol; nucleus; elongator holoenzyme complex
Molecular function (GO): tRNA binding
Source: RefSeq, a predicted model, not a curated record